Messenger RNA from Plasmopara halstedii, 5370 nucleotides. Its product is annotated as Phosphatidylinositol-3-phosphate5-kinase (Fab-like. Gene Ontology annotation, biological process: phosphatidylinositol metabolic process. Gene Ontology annotation, molecular function: metal ion binding; phosphatidylinositol kinase activity; protein binding. NCBI's taxonomy places the organism in Eukaryota, Oomycota, Peronosporomycetes, Peronosporales, Peronosporaceae. The record is from RefSeq and is a predicted model, not a curated record. The coding region runs from base 1 to 5370 and encodes 1789 amino acids. The transcript has 17 exons.
AUGGCGAACGCGGAAUCACGUCUUAUGCCGAACAAGUGUCUAGAUAAAAACAUUUCGCGCUUGACGAGCUUUCCUAUACCUGGCUCUUUGUCUUCCACACUUCAAGAAUCUAAGAAUUCGAACUCGGCAGUACCGCCUGCUAAAACGUACUCUUCUCUCGCGUCAGCGAAAAAUCAGUAUUGGAUGCCAGACCAUCUCUGUAAGGUAUGCUACGAAUGUUCCACAGCUUUUUCGCUCUUCCGACGGCGCCACCAUUGCCGAUUAUGCGGACAAAUUUUUUGUUACGAAUGCAGCAAUAAUUUUAUUGAUGGAACACCCCACGACUUUCCGAGCGCCAUUCGAGUGUGUACUUUUUGUCUACAAUUCGCGGAUGAAACAGUAAAAGGAACUACAGAGGUAAUGAUCUCGAGGCAGAAUUUAUUACAAAGUCCGAGUAGAGCUGAGAUGUCAGAAGACUCCUUAAUGAGACAAUCUGACAAAUUUUCAUCUCAUUACCAUUUCGGACUAGUGGAUAAUAGAAAGCCUUCGCCGCUUGUUUUCGUCCCCCCAAAUCACAGAAAUGAAGUUUCUUCGCUGCUAUCCCCGGUCGACACCAAUAUCAGUGAUUCUGGAGAUUUACAGCAGUCUGCAGAACUUACAACCCUGGUGAUCAAUCCAGCCAAAGUGUUUUCCGGAUCAACAACACAUCAGAAACAUCAUUCUCAGGCAAACGCCCGAAAUAGACACUUGAGCGCGGAACUCUUGGAUGCAUUUGAAAGUGGCGGGCUUAUGGAAGUCGAUGGGAUUACAUCAAAAAGCGGAUAUUGUACCGAUAUAAAAGUACAAAAGCAUCUAUCUAGCUCACAAGGUAGAAAUCUCUAUACGCAACGAGAGAUCGUAUUGGAUAAGUACAUGCACAUCGCCCAUGAUCGGAUUCGCGACGGUAUCAACAAAAUACUGUCAGCAUUGUCGAACGGCUUAUCGGAACUUGAAUCCUUUGACUUAGAUCAGCUAGCAUCAACGCUGGAAGAUAUGGCGUUUGUUGUUACUGGCCAUCUUCUCUUCAGCAUGAAGUUUCGAUCGGCUAGUGGUUUUAAUUACUCAAACCUUGUCAAAGUGAAAAGUAUUGCUCUGCCCGCCACGGUUCAGACGAAGCAGAGCUACAAUUUCAAAUGGCUGGCUGGAACUGUUUGCCACAAGCACUUAAGUCACAAGCAAAUGGCUCGGCAGAUUGUAAAUCCUCGCAUAAUGCUUUUUGGAUGUGGAAUAAGUUACGAUCGCUCAAACGGUGCUGGGCGUAUGAGCUCAUUAGACACUCUUCUAGAACAAGAGCGAAGCUAUAUGGCAAUACUAGUCGACAAAAUCACGGCUCUGGAGCCAGAUGUAAUUUUUGUGGAAAAGACGGUUUCGAGAUAUGCCCAAGAGCUCUUAUGUGAACGCCGCAUAGCAAUUGUUCUAAAUGUCAAAUGUGAGGUGUUGCGUCGAAUUGCACGUCACGUCGGGGCCAAAAUAAUACCAACUGUGGAUCAUGUGGAUAAAGUCAAUCCUGCACAUGUGAUUGGUCAUUGUAGGUCCUUUGUAGUAGAGUCGAUUCCUGUAAUUUCAGACGAGGGACUAUCAAUAGUGCAUCAACCUUUGCAGGCGCUUGCUGAUGUCUCUAUCAAAGCUCAAUCAAUACCAAAUCGCUUGCGGACGGACACAUAUUUGUAUCUUGAUGGAUGCGAUCCGCUAAAUGGUUGUACAGUGCUAAUUACUGGACCGUUAAAGCAAUCCUUGCGAACAUUAAAGCGGAUGACCCGUUCAAUUUUAUCGAUGACGUAUCAAUUAUUGCUGGAAGCUCAUGUUUUGUCUGAUUUCAAUUUAAGUGAUAGUCUUGGAACUACCUUUAUCGAAACACAACGGUCCAUUUGGUGCACUACAUCAACCCUACGAGUUUGUGAUCCUGGAUCUGCCAAUCCUCGGUAUCAUCAAUGCGCAGAAGCCAAGCAUCUUUGUAUUACAGCCUGCUCAGACGAAGAUGUAUCAUUUGGCAAUUUUCUGAUUCAAGAAUUGUCUGCUCUUUCUUUGAAGUGCCGGAAUGUAAAAUGCAGUUAUUUGAUGGCAAAUCACAUCCACACAUUCAGCUGCCGGACUGGAACUAUCGUCAUCUCGUUUGAAGAGUUGACAAAUCUGAAUAAGCAGUCUUUGCCCAUCUCAAAGGGUCAAGUUCAUGACACUGAAGUGACAGAACAUAUUUUGACCUCAUCUAGUGAGCUGUCUCGCACGAUGGGAUCCGGACUGAAUGCAAGCUUACUGACGGCAAAAAGUUUAGCAUCCAUCAAUCAGACGACAACGCACGAAGAUGAUUGUGGAAUAGCGACGGAUGACAGGUUUCCUGCAGUAAUAUUCUGGCGAUGGUGCCGCGAAUGCAAAAGUUACAUAUCACCAUUCAUACCUUUGAAAAGGUAUAUUUACAAAUAUUCUUUUGCAAGAUUUUUAGAGGUGCUAUUCAUGGAGGCUGAAGGCUCCUUGCUACCGAUAUCAUCGUCAUCCACAUGUGUCCAUACGUCUCUGGAAUCACACGUACUGUUAUUUAGCAUCGGCAACUCAGUUGCGCGCUUUGAUGUCAAAAAGCAGGUAGUACUUCGUCUCAGUCGUGUCAAAUCAAACUGCAGCACUGAUGAGUGUUUUUCAUGGGAGAUGAUUGAGCGGGCUGCUGUCAAUAAAGAAGUUGUCACUCGCCUCGAAAGCCUGAAGUGGCAAUUAAAGUCGAUUGUUGAAUCGUUUGAGAAGAAAGUGCAGGAGAUUUAUCAAGCUGUUGAUGCUCUCGAGCUAUCUGAUUUUGAUCAUCAUCACGCACGACUCAUUCUCGAAAUCAUGUGUAUAUCCAAAAUAUUGCGCAGUGGUCAUGCAACUUUUACUUGUAAGUUUACGCAACUAGAACCUGAGUCUGCGAGCAGCUUAGCUGACUGCGAUGCCACUCAACGCGCCUUAUAUGUGUUUGCAUGCAAAUGGAUUACAUGCAUGGUCCGACUUCGCGAGAUAAUUAAGCAGCAUCUGUCACCCGAGCCGGCUUCUUCGGUUCCCAUAUGUAAUUCGUCCACGCCCGGAGGCAACACAUUUGAUCCUGUAGAUAUUCUGGCACCUAUGAGAUCUCAUGAGGAAUUUGUAUUGACGCCUAGCGCCAUCGCACAAAGGCCUCACUGGAUUGAAGGAUCACAGUCACUAGCCCGAUGCAGAAGUAGUGCAGCUCUCUCUUCUCUUAUCAAGCCAGAACCGUCAACACAGAGUGCAGGAUCGUUCUCAUCAACAAUUGCAAGCUUUGACUCAUUUAAGCGACUAUCAAUCCCGUACACUGGUAGCACCACAGGUGUUGAUGUCGAAAAAGAGAAAUCAGGUCGGAAAGAUGCAUUACUAGAUCUCUACCGAAUUCUUGGUCAAUCUGACCCACAACAUGACAUCACGAUCAAUCUUCCUGAUGCGCUAAUAGCAGGGCAUCCAAGCCUUCCUAACCUAUCGAAAUCCCGUGUAGUGCUGGUAGAUGAGACAAUCCCGAUCACAUUCGUUGCGUAUGCUUUAUCAACAUAUUCUUAUGAAGAGGAGUUGGACGGAUGGAAGCUUCAAGUCCACAAUGAAGCAGCCGAGUCAGUUGUUUCGGAAAUUAGUAUGCUCGAUUGUGCAAGCACAAACUGGUCGCGUGCAGCUCUUGAAACAAAGCUUGAUGCGCCAUUUAAAUUUACUGCAAUAGAAUUGCCGCUGCAUGUAUCGCUCCUUUCAUGCAAACCAUCAUUAUCAGUAUCAUCGUCUUGGGAAAUGUCGAUGGUAGCCUAUUGCCCACUUCAGUUCGAAAUUUUGCGAGAGCUGUUCUGUGGAGAUCUUCCCGAUUUUGUGCUCUCAAUAUCACAUGUAAUGAACUGGGAUGCAAAUGGCGGUAAAUCAGGUGCAUCUUUCUAUCGAUCAUUUGACGACCGCUUUGUUAUCAAGCACAUUUCUUCAAAAGAAUUGCAGAGUUUCUUGGGAUGCCUUCCAGGCUAUUUUAGAAAGUGGUGCGAUAUAUUUGUGUCAUGGAAAACGCGUUUUACCGUUCAGUCGAGCGAGUUUGAUGACCGAGUGCUUCUAGAUGGCAAUUUUCUUGAAUUUACGAAGGGUUACCCGAUGGGCAUUCUCGCAGAGGACCAACACUUCAUAUUAAAGGCAGUGCAGAAUGAUACUGAAUUUCUUAGCUCCAUUAAUAUCGUGGACUAUUCAAUGGUUUUGGGGCUGAGCUAUCUGCCGAAUGACACUGGAACACAGCAACGGGUGCCCUCUAAAAUGACUCUCGGCAUCAUUGACUAUCUGCGCCAAUUUGAUCUGAUCAAGCGGGUGGAAAGUGUCGGCAAAUCUGUUGAUAUUCACAUGCCCCGGCGCGCGGUCUUGUGCGACCGUCCCUUUAUUACAUACCCAACAAGAGAUCGUCUGUAUGGUCUCUGCUGGAGACCAGAUGUGAGCUCCCUACGCAUCGCCGCGUCAACCUUUAUUCCGGGCGAAUACGCAAAUAAGAUCGAGAUCUUUCACCCGACGGCGAACCAAAAAGAGAUUGUCUCUGCUCUUGAGAUUGACCACCCUUAUCCGCCCACCAAGAUUAUGUGGUCACCGGCCUCACUUGGCUCACAUGUGGAGCUGCUUGCCACAACAGCGGAUUUUUUGCGUCUUUGGACGAUCUCGGACUCGACCAUCGAACUACACUCAAGAUUUACUGGAAAAAAGAGCAACAAUAAUGCUUGCGCUCCUCUAUCAAGCUUUGACUGGAAUGAGGUGGAGCCCAACAUUAUUGGAACAUCGAGUACAGGAAAUACGUGCAUCAUUUGGGACAUUAACCAACCAACGUCGCCUAAGAACCAAAUCGUGACGCAUGACACGGAAGUAUACGAUAUAGCAUUUUCGAGUGCUGAUUCAAACAAGUUCGCUUCAGUUGGAGGUGACGGAUCGAUGCGAGUGUUCGACUUGCGAGCAUUAGAAUCAAGUACCAUUGUAUACAAAACGCCAUGCGAGACGCCUCUGCUCAGAUUAGCGUGGAACAAAAGGGACGACCGAUUUAUUGCUACAUUCGCGGACGACAGCACCAAAAUUUCAGUGAUCGAUCUUCGACGCCCCAUCUAUCCCAUGGCAGAGUUAGACCAGCAUAAAGGGGGCGUAAACUCAAUGUCCUGGUCUCCUCAUUCACGAUAUGACCUGUGCAGCGCCGGCGAAGAUAAUACUGCAAUCGUUUACGAUAUUUGCGCCCAAAUGACUCGGUCGGGGGACAAUGCAGAAGGACCCUGCUACACAUUGUUGAAAUCUGACGAACCUAUUAAUCAGAUCCGGUGGUCACCAACGGAACCGAACUGUGUUGCAUUAUGCGACGAGAAAGCUCUUCAUGUAGUUCAGAUGUAG